CCACAAAUGCCAAGUGUACAUCGAAAUGGGGGCCUGUCACGCGUCGAACGUUCCUUUUUGCAUUCGGCCGUCUUGUCGUGUAGACGAGGUUUUUCUGGUGUUCCGUAAAACAAUCUACACACAUCCACCACUAUGAGGAUCUACAAAGAUAUUUACACCGGUGAUGAGAUGUUCUCAGACACUUACAAAAUCAAGCUUGUCGAUGAAGUCGUUUAUGAAGUUUACGGCAAACUGAUUCAACGUAAACAAGGUGAUAUUGCCAUUGAUGGUGCCAACCCAUCUGCUGAAGAAGCUGAUGAAGGCACUGAUGAGAAUGUGGAGUCUGGUGUAGAUAUUGUGCUAAAUCACAGAUUAAUGGAAACUUAUGCCUUUGGUGACAAGAAAUCUUACACAUCAUACCUUAAGGAUUACAUGAAGAAAUUGGUAGCAACACUUGAAGAAAAAAGCCCUGAUCAAGUAGACAUUUUCAAAACGAAUAUGAACAAAGUAAUGAAGGAUAUUUUGGGCCGAUUCAAGGAAUUGCAGUUCUUCACCGGCGAAUCUAUGGAAAUCGACGGUAUGGUGGGCCUUAUGGAAUACCGUGACAUUGACGGAACGCAGGUGCCUGUAAUGAUGUUUUUCAAACAUGGGCUAGAGGAGGAGAAAUUCUAGAUGCGAUUUUUAUUAAGAUUGAAAGGAAGACCUCAUGUAAUUAUGAUAUGAAGACAAACGAUUUCUAUUUAUUAUUUUGAUUGAUUAUAUACAGACAACAUUCUUGUGAACACGUACGAAAAUAUCAACAACGCUGGAAUACUCGUCUCAAA
This is a messenger RNA of Dalotia coriaria, 803 nucleotides long. RefSeq names its product translationally controlled tumor protein (gene Tctp). Lineage: Eukaryota; Metazoa; Arthropoda; Insecta; Coleoptera; Staphylinidae. The record is from RefSeq and is a predicted model, not a curated record. Gene Ontology annotation, molecular function: calcium ion binding. Gene Ontology annotation, cellular component: cytoplasm.